Dentiscutata erythropus is the source of this 432-nucleotide messenger RNA. The record is from the annotation of a GenBank genome assembly. NCBI's taxonomy places the organism in Eukaryota, Fungi, Glomeromycota, Glomeromycetes, Diversisporales, Gigasporaceae.
AUGUCAGAUGUAGAUAAUAGAGAAGGUGAAGAUAAUCUAUUUAAAAGCCCCCACAAAAGAUCAUUUGUGGAUACUUCUAAAAAUAAAUCACCUAGCAAAAAAGCCAAGAAACAGGUUAAGAAAGAGGAUUCUCCUACAUUGAAAAAAUUAAUUCAGGAAUUGACUUCACCAACCUAUCAACAAGUUGAAGGCCCCAUCACUUUGCAGUCGAGUGUCUCUGAGAUGGACAUAAGCUCGCUUGAUUUUCUUGAUUUAUAUAAUAAGAUUGAUACUGCCGAAGACAAUCUUCAGAGAACCACCCAUGAUUUGAUUCGAUGUUAUUAUAAUUUUGGCCAAGCUAUUAAGCAGUUGUUCAAUCAUUUUAGAAAAACUUGUAAUGAGGAUGUAUCUAAUGCUCGAGUUAAUGAUAGAAUCAGGGAUCAGAUUUCUUAG